GUUUUCUGUUUACAAGUCUGAAGAUGGCUGCUGCUUCUUCCUGCAAUGUGGAAGAAGAUGAGAGCCUGAAGGGAUGUGAACUCUAUGUUCAGAAGCACAACAUCCAACAGAUUUUAAAAGAGUGCAUUGUAAACCUUUGCAUAGCAAAGCCAGACCGACCCAUGAAGUUCCUCAGAGAACACUUUGAAAAAUUAGAAAAGGAAGAAUGCAAACAAAUACUGGCUCAGCAGAAAUCCAGUUCCCAGUCUGAUUCUCAUGAUGAUGAGAUUUCCCCUCCUCCUCCCAACCCAGUGGUAAAAGCCCGACGCAGGAGAGGGGGAGUCAGUGCUGAAGUGUACACUGAGGAAGAUGCUGUUUCUUACGUCAGAAAGGUUAUUCCAAAGGACUAUAAAACUAUGACUGCUCUGGCAAAGGCCAUCUCCAAGAACGUGCUCUUUGCUCACCUUGAUGACAAUGAACGAAGUGACAUAUUUGAUGCCAUGUUCCCCGUCACACACAUCGCAGGAGAAACAGUCAUACAACAGGGUGAUGAAGGAGACAACUUCUAUGUGAUUGACCAAGGCGAGGUGGAUGUUUAUGUCAAUGGGGAGUGGGUCACCAGCAUCGGAGAAGGAGGCAGCUUCGGGGAACUGGCAUUGAUCUAUGGAACACCCCGGGCUGCCACCGUCAAGGCCAAGACAGAUCUCAAGCUCUGGGGCAUCGACAGAGACAGCUACAGACGCAUUUUAAUGGGCAGCACGCUGAGAAAGCGGAAGAUGUAUGAAGAAUUCCUGAGCAAGGUCUCCAUUUUGGAGUCUCUGGACAAAUGGGAGCGGCUGACAGUGGCUGAUGCACUGGAACCUGUCCAGUUUGAAGAUGGAGAAAAAAUUGUUGUGCAGGGAGAGCCUGGUGAUGACUUCUUCAUUAUUACAGAGGGCACAGCUUCUGUGCUGCAGCGCAGGUCUGACAACGAGGAGUACAUCGAAGUCGGAAGACUUGGUCCCUCAGAUUAUUUUGGUGAGAUAGCGUUACUGCUCAAUCGGCCCCGGGCUGCUACGGUGGUGGCACGCGGACCCCUGAAGUGCGUAAAGUUGGAUCGGCCCCGCUUCGAACGAGUGCUCGGUCCUUGUUCCGAAAUCCUCAAGAGAAACAUUCAGAGAUACAACAGUUUCAUUUCACUCACGGUCUAAAUGAUUCCUUUUGGAAAGCUGCCUUUGUGUGACCUUGUGCACUUAAAUUUGCUCUGUGCAGCUCCAUAGCUUUAUGAAGAAAAAAAUAAAAAGUGUGCAUUUUAUGUGUAUUUUUUCUGUUUAUGUCACGUAGUGGAUGUCAGUUCAAAUCUCAUGUAUCAUGUAAGUAGGAAGACAACUCUUUAGAUAAGACUAGCUUUGGGGAAGAUUAGGCCCUUGGCUUGCAGGCAAGAUUUUUACCUAUUGUUGGAUCAUAUAGCUUAAAACUGUGUUUUUAACUAUUUAAAAUACAUAUGAAUUUCUAUUUCCCUCAUUAUCUUUAAAGUUUGUCUUAUUCAUCUUUUGUCAAGCUUCUUUGCCCAAGCGAUGU
This is a messenger RNA of Cariama cristata (Red-legged seriema), 1539 nucleotides long. It is a transcript of the gene PRKAR1B, whose product is annotated as protein kinase, cAMP-dependent, regulatory, type I, beta. Gene Ontology annotation, cellular component: cAMP-dependent protein kinase complex. Lineage: Eukaryota; Metazoa; Chordata; Aves; Cariamiformes; Cariamidae. Gene Ontology annotation, biological process: regulation of protein phosphorylation. The record is from RefSeq and is a predicted model, not a curated record. Bases 24 to 1169 code for a protein of 381 amino acids. Gene Ontology annotation, molecular function: cAMP-dependent protein kinase regulator activity. The transcript has 10 exons.